CAGAGAGAGGGAGUUUCAUUCAGCCACCAAUUUUCUUCAGACACCUCCACACCAAAGCAGCCAUGGAGGAAACCAUAACCCGAAUAGUCACGGAGCUCGAAGAACUCCGCCGCUCCGACAACCCCUCCGACCCCCAAAUCCAACCCAUAUCCGAUUCCACCCUCUCCGACCUCCAAACCCUCUUAGACAUUGCCCUCUCCGACGAUGACCCCGAACUCAUGGACCGCCUCUACCACGAGCUCUCUUCCAAGUCCAUCUCUCUGUCCAAUCUCGUCCGUCCGAUCACCUCCACCAUGGAUUUGGGCCGUGCCCAUCUCGCCCUAUCGGCUUCCAGUGUCUACCUCUCUCUUCUCCUUUCUCCCAAUUCCCCCGUCUGCACUCUCUUCACUCCCAUGGCCUUUCUCUCUCUCCUCCAGUCAAUUCGCCGGUCGCUCAAGCACCGUCCUGCCGGUCAAUCGAGCCAUGGUUCCCACGUUGCCGGUAAUAAGAAGAGAAAGGGCCGGUCCAUAAAUCAGGGUUCGAAGAAUUGUGCCAAGAAUGCUAUUGAUGAGGAUUGUGAAGGCGAAGAGAGGGAAUUCGAUAUUCGGGUCUUGUUUACUGUUCUUGAAAGGUUAGAACUUGUAAUUGGUUUGAUUCAUUUGGACCGGUUUCCAGAUAGUUUGAAGUCUCUGGUUCAAACUGUGGCUGAAAUUCCAGUAAUGGGGCUCGAAGUCUGCGGUAAUUCAGGUAGCUAUAACAAACUAACCGAUUUGUGCUCACGGAUUUUGCUUAAAGUGUUCAUACCUGAGCAUGGCGACCAAGCUAACAUUGCAGCCGAGGUGUUGAAGUCAUUGUCUCCAAUGAUUCUUCAGUAUAAGUUGCAGGUUCGGUUUUUUGCAUUGGGGUUUGUGACGAAUCAGAUGAUGAGUGUGGCUAAAACACUUGAAGGCGUCAAGAAAGCAGUAGUGAAUUUUCCAAGGUAUUUGGUACAGAAGUCGCCGGAGAAGUCAGAGCCUCGGGCUUUGGCUGUGGAGUCUAUAAUGGAGGUUGUAAGAGUUAUGGAGUUUGAGGAUCAAAUUGGGUUUGUGGAUUAUGUAGUGAAGAUGACUCAAGGUAAGGCAAGCUUGAGGCUUUUGGCGGUUGACCUUAUUCUGGCGCUAGUGACAUCAUUGAGAGAUACAUUGGGAUUGAAUUCGGAAAUUGAAGUGAUUGAUUCAUUGGGGUUCAAAUGCUUGGAGGCUUUGAUUCAACGCUGUUCGGAUUCAACCGCUGGAAUUCGAGGUCGUGCUUUAUCAAACUUGUCACAUCUCGUGGGCUUGUUGUCAAGCGAUGAGAGGGGCCGUGAUGUGCUGAAACAAGUUAUGGGGCUUGGCAAUGCAAGUGACAAGAGGCCUGACAGUUGGGUAAAUGAAAUUUUGAUGAAGAGGUGCAUGGAUGAGAAGGCAGGUGUGAGGAAGGCUGCACUUCUUUUGAUUACCAAGUUGAUAGCCAUUCUAGGCAGUGGCUUUGAUGGAGCCUUGCUCCAGACAAUGGGAAUGGCUUGUUCUGAUCCACUUGUUAGCAUACGCAAGACGGCAGUUUCAGCUCUUUCAGUGGCCUUUAGAACAUUCCUGGAUGAAAGGGUGGCAACUGAGUGGCUACAUUCUGUUCCACGUUUAAUAGCUGAUAAUGAGUCUAGCAUUCAAGAAGAAUGUGAGAACUUGUUUCUAGAGCUGGUAUUAGAACGGGUAUCUACUGUUGAUUCUGUUAGUUCACUUCACGAUGAAUCUGUAGCAAAAGACACGGAAAUGGAUGUUGAUUUGGUGUUUCCUGAAGGUGUUUUGUGUAUAUUGAAAGAGAUUUGCAAUGGAGAGGUGACACCUUGGGUGAAGAAAAUUUGCACAAACCUGGGAAAGAAGAAACUGAUGAAGCCCAAAUUUGCUAUUUCACUUCAAAAUAUCAUACGAACAUCUGAGUCUCUCUGGCUCAGUCAAUCCUUGCCAAUAGAGAAAUGGACAGCCCCACCUGGUUCUUGGUUUCUUCUAUCAGAGGUGUCAGCAUACCUUGCAAAAGCAGUGGACUGGGAGUUUCUUAAUCAUCAUUGGCAGCUCUUUGACAAGUAUGGAGUGGGAGGAGAGGUUCAAAGGCCUACAGCGCAAGGAUAUGCACAUGAAGAGGAAGAGGGUAUUGAUUCCAAUUCCGUUGCUUGGGCGGGGGAUCGUGUUUUUCUCCUGCAGACAAUUUCUAAUGUUUCUGUUGAGCUGCCCUCUGAACUUGCAGCAGACUUAGCUCACAACAUGCUUAAAAGAAUUCAUGAGUUCAACAUGCAUUCAACAGAGGUUAAUGCUCAUGUAAAAGCACUUAGAACAUUGUGCAAGCGGAAGGCUUCAAACCCAGUGGAGGCUGAUGCUCUUGUUGAGAAAUGGGUGGACAGGCUCAUCACAGAAGCUUCUACGAUUUUAGAGAAGUAUAUUUCGGGUGAUUCAGAUGCAGUCGGAAAAGCUGACUUCUUUACGCCACCUAGAAGUGAGACUAGAAAGGGCAAGAGAGUAUUGGCCAUGUCCAGGUCAUUGUCAAAAGCAGUCACAGCAGUUUACACCAUUGGGUCCGUGGUUAUCAUUUACCCAUCUGCUGAUAUGACCACCGUCAUUCCACUACUGUACACUAUCAUCACUUCCGGAAAUCCUGAUCCAAAAGUUAAUAAAUUAACCGGGCCUGAAGUCUCUCUAAAGCAGACAGCCCCUUCGUUAUACAUUCAAGCAUGGCUUACUUUGGGGAAGAUCUGCCUUGCAGAUGGAAAAAUUGCAAAGAGUUAUAUUCCGCUGUUUGUGCAGGAACUUCAAAAGAGUGAUUGUGCUGCACUCCGCAACAACCUGAUAGUGGUGAUGGCAGAUUUUUGUGUUCGCUACACUGCUUUAGUUGAUAGUUAUAUACCAAAGAUCACAAAGUGUCUCCGUGAUCCAUGUGAACUUGUAAGAAGGCAGACAUUUAUACUUCUCUCGAGAUUAUUGCAGAGGGAUUACGUGAAGUGGAGAGGUGUUAUGUUCCUCAGAUUUCUCUUGUCAAUUGUUGAUGAGUCAGAAAAGAUAAGGCAGCUUUCCAGUUUUCUGUUUAACAAUAUUCUGAAAGUGAAGGCACCUCUUCUAGGAUAUAACAGUUUCGUAGAAGCAAUUUUUGUUCUGAAUGAUUGCCAUGCCCACAAUGGACACAGUAAUGCUCAGGUAUCACGAGCAGAGGGCCGACUUUUUUCCAUCAGGGGCAAUGAUGAAAAUUCGAGGUCUAAAAGAAUGCAGAUCUAUGUUACUUUGCUAAAACAAAUGGCUCCAGAGCACUUAUUGGCUACCUUUGCAAAGUUAUGCGCAGAGAUUCUCGCUGCAGCAUCUGACGGUAUGCUCAAUAUAGAUGAUGUUACCGGACAAUCUGUUCUGAAGGAUGCUUUCCAAAUUCUUGCCUGCAAAGAGAUCCGAAUCCCAUCCAACCGCGGAUCACCAACUGACACUGGAGAAAUGGACGAAGAUGGUGGUGAUAACAGCGGGGCAUCUGCUAAGGGAAGGAUAACUCAAGCAGUCAAAAAGGGGCUCAUCCAAAACACAGUACCCAUCUUUAUAGAGCUGAAACGGCUACUGGAAAGCAAAAACAGCCCCCUUAUCGGCUCUCUCAUGGAAUGCCUCCGAAUCAUUCUCAAGGAUUACAAAAAUGAGAUCGAAGACAUAUUAGUCGCUGACAAGCAGCUCCAGAAGGAGCUGUAUGAUAUGCAGAAGUAUGAAGCAUCAAAGGCCAAAACAACAGCUGCAGAGGCUGUUGCCAUCAGCAAAAAAGCAAUCAGCUUCAACUCCCCCGGCAUGUCUAAGAUUGCUAGCUUGAGACAUGCACAAAACAAGUUCAGCAGCAAAAUGCAAGGUGACACACAACUGGCUUCAGCAAUGGCAGAUGCUGCAGCUGAAGCCACCGCACGGUCAGUGCUGAAGGAAGUGAACAGGGGGCUGCAGUCGCCCCCUCUUAGCGCGCUGAGCGUGCCUAAACUCAAGACAUGCGAAGGAGGACGCAGCGCUCGCAGUGACCGGCCCUUAGAUGUGUUAGAAUCUGUGAGGAGAAGGCAGAAUUUUGACCUUGAUGAAGUGAACUAAAUUAGGAUACCAGCCCAUGGAAUAAAAGGCUGCUAAAGUUGAAUUCUUUGUACUUCAAUGUAAAUAUAAACAAAAUCAACGUAAAUUCAGUUUUUCAUCCCACUUGUGAAUUGCUUC
Malus domestica (apple) is the source of this 4202-nucleotide messenger RNA. RefSeq names its product condensin-2 complex subunit CAP-D3. Gene Ontology annotation, molecular function: histone binding. Gene Ontology annotation, cellular component: condensed chromosome, centromeric region; condensin complex. Gene Ontology annotation, biological process: meiotic chromosome condensation; mitotic chromosome condensation. The record is from RefSeq and is a predicted model, not a curated record. Lineage: Eukaryota; Viridiplantae; Streptophyta; Magnoliopsida; Rosales; Rosaceae.